CCUGUCUUAAAUGUAAAAGUUACUCAAGAAUCCUCAGACUUGAUUGAGUUUCAAAAAUCUGCCAGCUUCCGCUGCUCCUCGUCUGGAUCAUCUCUCUCCUUCCGCUGGAUGAAAGACUCCUCUGAGAUUACAGCCAGUGACAGAGUUCAGAUUACUGAUGGAGGAUCCACUCUGACUAUUGUCAAUGUGACCAGAAAUGAUGAUGGAUCAUACAGCUGUGAAGUGUCCAAUCCUGUCAGUAAUGCCAACAGUGAUCCAGUAUUCCUCUCUAUCAGCUAUGGCCCAGAAAAAGUCACAUUAAAGGUUAAUCCUGAAUCUCAUAAACCAUUUGUGGAAGGUUCAGACAUCAGCUUGUCUUGUUCGGCUGACUCCAGACCUGCUGCCGUGUUUAGUUGGUUACUAAAUGAAAAAAAUCUGACGAAUUCUGAACAUGAGCUCAAGCUAAUCAGUGUUCAGAGGAAUCAGAGUGGAAACUACAGCUGUCGGGCCUUUAACAGUAAAACCAAAGUAUAUCAAACAUCUCAACCUGCAUUUCUCUCUAUAGUGG
Molecule: messenger RNA, 547 nt
Organism: Cyprinodon variegatus (sheepshead minnow)
Lineage: Eukaryota; Metazoa; Chordata; Actinopteri; Cyprinodontiformes; Cyprinodontidae
Product: carcinoembryonic antigen-related cell adhesion molecule 1-like
Exons: 2
Source: RefSeq, a predicted model, not a curated record